UUUCUACGAAAUUGGAUUGAUGAAUGCAACAGGAUUCUCUUGAGAAGAAAUAAAUCUGCUCUGCCUAAACGAGUCAACGAAACAAUCACCCCCACCACACCCGCUGAGAAGGCGCGCAUCAUCCUUCCAGCAGGUGUAUUCGAAAGGGAUGAUCUUCUUCACUGCGACAUGAUUAUUGGAGGGCUUUCAAUAGUCGUAUUCUUCUCCGAGCUGGAUUGGACAUACAGAGAUCUUCCACGAAGAGACUAUGAUUUAGCUAUGGAUGCACUUAUCAAUCUAGAUGAGAAGAUCUCUGUAGGUAAGGUGAUCUGG
Molecule: messenger RNA, 312 nt
Organism: Ostertagia ostertagi
Lineage: Eukaryota; Metazoa; Nematoda; Chromadorea; Rhabditida; Trichostrongylidae
Source: the annotation of a GenBank genome assembly